GAUUUUGACAACAUUUGUAUUCGUGGUGGACACAAAGAAUAUUCUUUUCCUGCUGUAUUUUCCUUAUUUUCACUGGUAAAAUGUCUGAGAAUAACACUGUCAGCAAGCCGCCUUUUGAUCCGGGUUGGAAUGAUCCUCCGAAGAUGGGAUAUGAGGAACAAGCAAAACCAUCGCCUAAUCGAAGUAAACUGAACCUGACCAAGCGAGUGGCCUUCCCAAUAGGCGGUCCAGGCGGUGGUGGAGCUGGACAAAAGGUCGAGCUUGCGCCCUCGGGUCUGCCAAUGCCCUUUGCAAGAGUGUCUUCGAAAGCAGAGCCUUCCGGAAUCAUUCCGCCUUCCUCAAGUUCUUCCGACAUCAAACCUCCUCCAACUAUGGGAGACAAUCCUGCGAGUGGAAGUGUUCAAGUGAUUCAUGCUGUGCAAGGGACUGCGCAGGAAGCAAUCAGCGAUGAGAAAAUGCGCGAAAUCUUGAGAGAUUUUGAGAGGUUCAGCAAGAAAAUUGAGGACAAGAAGGUGGAGGAGGAGGUGUCGAGACGUUUGGACAUUCUAGGGGUGCAGUCGAGAAAGAAUGAACUCAGUGAAGCUGUGAAAUCUCGUCUGGUGAAGAUCUGUGAGGCUCUGAAGGAGGAAAACUACACUGAAGCCAGUCAAAUUCAUCGAUCUCUGAUGGUGGAUUUCCACUCAACUUGCUGCUCUUGGGGAUCAUCACUUCGGAAUAUUAUCCUCGCCGCUCAGCCCCAAGAUGAGAUCCAGGACAAGCAUCAAGAAGAACCAAUAAAGUCAGAAGAAUAG
Messenger RNA from Phlebotomus argentipes, 791 nucleotides. Its product is annotated as steroid receptor RNA activator 1-like. The transcript has 2 exons. The record is from RefSeq and is a predicted model, not a curated record. Gene Ontology annotation, biological process: regulation of transcription by RNA polymerase II. NCBI's taxonomy places the organism in Eukaryota, Metazoa, Arthropoda, Insecta, Diptera, Psychodidae. The coding region runs from base 81 to 791 and encodes 236 amino acids. Gene Ontology annotation, cellular component: nucleus.